UGGGCGAACCUCUAUAUAAGAAGAGCUCCUCUUGCCUUCUUUCACCAUCAACCUCGUCCUCCUCUCAUUUCUUACAAACUCUCUGCAAAGAGACAAGCAAAAUAAAAGACCAACAAGAGUUAAAGACUCUGUCGGAGAAAGAAGACUCUGUCGGAGAAAGAAGACUCUGCCGGAGAAAGAAGACUCGGUCGGAGAAAGAAGACUCUGUCGGAAAAAGAAGACUCGGUCGGAGAAAGAAGACUCGGUCGGAGAAAGAAGACUCUGUCGGAGAAAGACAUGGUGACGAUAUUCAAACAAACAUGCCUGGCCUGAUCAAGCCGGAGGUGGCGGAUGAUGCGAAGAAUAGUCGUGCGCUCGGUGACAUCGGAGAGAGGAAGUCAAAACCCAACCGACUCCAACGGACGUCGCGCUUAUGGUUUAAAGAUGGAUGCAUAUGUGAAGAAUCGCCGGAGCUGAUCAGAACCGAGAGAGAGAGAGAGGAAGCCAAAUCCCACACUGCCCAUACGGUCAAACAUUCCUUCCACCGACACCUGUUGUCAUUUUUGACCGAUGAUGACGCAAUCACCAACCUCCUUCCUUCUUUAGAUUAUAUUCCGGGCUCACAAUUUUACAAGGUGGAAGCAAUUGUCAGGGGCACUGUUCGGUUUUUCCCGCAAGGACCUUCAUCAUGUGAAGUGGAACUAACCUUUGCGUACGAAGUUCCGCUGCUACUUGUACCAUUUGCAACAGCGCUUCAACCGCUAAUGCAAGGAAUGAUUAAGGAUAGUUUGGAGCUAUUUGCAGAGAUUGCAAAAACCACAAAGACCACUUAGUUUAUACAAAAAACACAACACCGAAACUUAUCCACAAGGAAUUUGCACAGAGAAUCAUUGUUAUGACGAGAGAGUUACCAUAUUUAAUUUUUUAUAAAGGAUUGUUCAUGUCAAGAAUAGUCGUGCGCUCGGUGACAUCGGAGAGAGGAAGCCAACGGUCAGAUCUGUCUUUUUUAUAUAUUUUAUGUGUGUUUUUCCAUUUACAUUGUCGUGUAUGAAUCGAAAACAAAUCGUGAUGAUAUGUUCUUUUUUGGGAGGUCUAUGAAACAGGAGGUCGCGCAUAUGGUUUAAAGAUGCUGCACAUGUGAAGAAUCGCCGGAGCUGAUCAGAACCGAGAGAGAGAGAGAGGAAGCCAAA
This is a messenger RNA of Brassica oleracea var. oleracea, 1169 nucleotides long. RefSeq lists its product as uncharacterized. The coding region runs from base 300 to 812 and encodes 170 amino acids. The transcript has 7 exons. The record is from RefSeq and is a predicted model, not a curated record. NCBI's taxonomy places the organism in Eukaryota, Viridiplantae, Streptophyta, Magnoliopsida, Brassicales, Brassicaceae.